GUUUGAGAUUUUUGGGGGGUGAGGGGCUGGCCUUUUUUGUUCCGCUGGAGAAUCCUGCUUGAACGGAUAGCAGGAGCACAACAGACCGAGCCGAAAGCACCGCGCCGCGGACAAUCGGCCUGAGCCACAGCGCCGGGAGGGGAGCCGCCGCGCCGCCGAGCAGGAGCCGGUGGAAAUCCGACGUUUAUCGCCCUGCGGCUCUCCCGUUACCAGCUCCAGGGUCAACGGGCAGACGGAGCGACUGGCAGCUAUCGCCGUUAGCCUCAACUCCUCUGCGGGUCUGGGGGGGUUCUGGUAGGGGCAGGGGGCGGGGGUACACCGAGAACAGGAGAAGACUCCACGCCGAGAGGAGGGGGCUGGAAGUCUGAGACGCUUCCAGCCUGAAGGGGCCGGCGGUUUGGCCACAGCACCCUGGACUAGCUAGCUUGUACCCGCGCGGCUAAGUGAAUGGGAUGGAGCCGGGACCGUCUGGCGCUGUGCCCAUGGGGGUCUUCCCCCCACCCCUGCAGCAGGUGUUCCAUGCCCCCCGCCGGCCGGGCAUGGGCACCGUGGGCAAGCCCAUCAAGCUGCUGGCCAACUACUUUGAAGUGGAGAUCCCAAAGAUGGACGUCUAUCACUACGAGGUGGACAUCAAACCCGACAAGUGCCCGCGACGAGUCAACAGAGAGGUGGUGGAGUACAUGGUGCAGCACUUCAAGCCCCAGCUCUUUGGCGACAGGAAGCCGGUGUACGAUGGCAAGAAGAACAUCUACACGGUGUUAGCGCUUCCUAUUGGGAGUGAGAAGGUGGAUUUUGAGGUAACCAUCCCCGGUGAGGGUAAGGAUCGAAUCUUCAAGGUGUCCAUCCGUUGGCUGGCCAAGGUGUCGUGGCGCCUGCUGCAGGAGACUCUGGUCAGCGGGCGGCUGCAGGUCCCCCUUGACUCGGUCCAAGCCCUGGAUGUGGCCAUGCGUCACUUGGCCUCUAUGAGGUACACUCCUGUGGGCCGUUCGUUUUUCUCCCCACCUGAAGGAUACUACCACCCCCUGGGCGGGGGGAGGGAGGUCUGGUUUGGCUUCCAUCAGUCGGUGCGCCCCGCCAUGUGGAAGAUGAUGCUGAACAUUGAUGUGUCAGCCACAGCCUUCUACAAAGCCCAGCCUGUAAUCGAGUUCAUGUGUGAGGUUUUGGACAUUCGCAACAUUGAUGAGCAGCCGAAGACUCUCACUGACUCACAAAGGGUCCGCUUCACCAAGGAGAUUAAAGGCCUGAAGGUGGAGGUGACCCACUGCGGCCAAAUGAAGAGGAAGUACCGUGUAUGCAAUGUCACCAGACGUCCAGCCAGCCACCAAACGUUUCCCCUACAGCUUGAAAGUGGGCAGACAGUCGAAUGUACAGUGGCCCAGUACUUCAAGCAGAAGUACAACCUGCAGCUAAAAUACCCCCACCUGCCCUGUCUACAGGUGGGACAGGAGCAGAAGCACACCUACCUGCCCCUAGAGGUGUGUAACAUUGUAGCCGGUCAGCGAUGCAUCAAGAAACUGACAGAUAAUCAGACCUCCACCAUGAUCAAAGCCACGGCUCGCUCUGCGCCCGACAGGCAAGAGGAGAUCAGCAGGCUGAUGAAGAACGCCAACUUCAACCUGGACCCGUACAUCCAGGAGUUUGGGAUCAAGGUGAAGGAUGACAUGGCCGAGGUGACGGGCCGAGUGCUGCCAGCGCCUAUUCUGCAGUACGGAGGACGGAACCGAGCUAUAGCCACGCCCAACCAGGGAGUGUGGGACAUGAGGGGGAAGCAGUUUUACAACGGCAUCGAGAUCAAAGUUUGGGCCAUCGCCUGCUUCGCUCCCCAGAAACAGUGCAGAGAAGAGGUGCUCAAGAACUUCACAGACCAGCUCCGCAAAAUCUCUAAAGACGCUGGGAUGCCCAUUCAAGGCCAGCCCUGUUUCUGUAAAUACGCCCAGGGAGCGGACAGCGUGGAGCCCAUGUUCAGACACCUGAAGAACACAUAUUCGGGACUGCAGCUCAUCAUCGUCAUCCUGCCGGGAAAAACCCCCGUCUACGCGGAGGUGAAGCGUGUGGGAGACACUCUGCUCGGCAUGGCCACGCAGUGCGUCCAGGUGAAGAACGUGGUGAAGACGUCCCCUCAGACCCUCUCCAACCUCUGCCUCAAGAUCAAUGUGAAGCUGGGAGGCAUCAACAACAUCCUGGUGCCUCACCAACGGUCGGCCGUGUUUCAGCAGCCAGUCAUCUUCCUGGGAGCAGAUGUCACACACCCACCAGCUGGAGAUGGCAAGAAGCCCUCCAUUACUGCUGUGGUAGGCAGUAUGGAUGCCCAUCCCAGCAGAUACUGUGCCACCGUGCGCGUCCAGAGACCCAGGCAGGAAAUCAUCGAAGACUUGUCCUACAUGGUGCGUGAACUGCUCAUCCAGUUCUACAAGUCCACCCGCUUCAAGCCCACCAGGAUCAUCUUCUACAGAGACGGCGUUCCGGAGGGCCAGUUGCCGCAGAUUCUCCACUAUGAGCUCCUGGCCAUCAGAGAUGCUUGUAUAAAGUUGGAGAAAGACUAUCAGCCUGGUAUCACCUACAUUGUGGUACAGAAACGCCACCACACACGCCUCUUCUGUGCAGACAAAUCUGAAAGGAUUGGGAAGAGUGGGAAUAUUCCUGCAGGGACUACAGUGGACACCAGCAUCACUCAUCCCUUUGAGUUCGACUUCUACCUGUGCAGCCACGCAGGCAUCCAGGGCACCAGCCGGCCGUCUCAUUACUACGUCCUGUGGGACGACAAUCGCUUCACGGCUGACGAGCUGCAGAUCCUCACCUACCAGUUGUGCCACACUUACGUGCGCUGCACCCGCUCAGUCUCCAUCCCCGCGCCAGCCUACUAUGCUCGUCUUGUGGCCUUCCGCGCCCGCUACCACCUGGUGGACAAAGAACACGACAGUGGAGAGGGCAGCCACGUGUCUGGUCAGAGCAACGGCCGGGACCCCCAGGCGCUGGCCAAAGCUGUUCAGAUUCACCACGACACCCUGAGGACCAUGUACUUCGCCUGAGCUCCUCCAAACCGUCACCGCCAUCGAUUCCUCCCACCUCAUUUCUACUUCAGUGGGCAGAUUGCUCACGACCACCUCAUCCCCAUCCCUUACUCCCAACGACUGCCCACUCACACACUCUAUCACACACACACACACCCACACACUCCACAGACGUGCCACUCAGUCACCCAACUCCAAUCACCAUGAAUCCCCUCUCCUGUAAAACCCAGGCAGUCUCUACAGACUCAUGCACUCAAAAGGUUAUGAAUUUUGUUAUUGUUAUUGUUGUUUUGUUGUUUUUUUUUUUAUUUUUUACUUUCACCGGGACUCUUGUUCUUUUUAUGUUGAAUUUUGAAAACGUGGGUAUCAUUAUGUAAUUCUAUUGUACGCUACCUUCACACUCCUAUAUGUAAGUAUGCAAUACGGAAUGGGAGAAAAAUAGGCGAUAAAGACAAAAAGGAAAAAAAAAAAAAAAAAAAAAACUUUUUUAACUGCCACCACAAUGCUGCCUCUUUACCCAUCCGAAAGCCGGAUGCCAGUGUUCCAAGCCCCCGAGUACGGGGAUCCUCCAGAGCGGUGGUACUGGGCACGCACACUUACAUGUAUCAUUUUAAUGUCGCCAUGAACUACAUUCAUGUUUUUAAUGUUUUUUGAAUAAUGUUAUUUUUUUAAAACGGCCUUGAGGAAUCGGAGGUAUGGUACAUUAGCACUUAGCGUUAGCAUGUAGGUGCCGCCAAGUCCUGCACAUAAUAAAGGAGUUUGUUAGUACGUGUGAGGCCAGCCCUCUGGCGUUCGCACUAGCAGAGACACAAAGAGCAGGUGUAGCAUAUCGUAGAUACCGGAGAGCGGUCCCGCCUCGCUCCCCGCGCUGGUCGGCCAGUCCCUUAGAGAUCCAGCCUAUAGAGGCGAGCUUAGCAUAAACAGUAGAGGGACCAUUUGCAUAGAGUGUAUCAAAUAUACUUGCACCCCAUGCACCUAAACCAGCAUUAUUAACCAGCCAAAAGUGAUGCCAACCAAUGGAAAAGGGGCACUUAAACAGGAAGAUGAUCCAUUUUCUGUAUACAUUGCUCUUUUAGGAUUUCUGAGGCACUUUUUAAAAUUUUUCUUGAUUUAUUUUACUCAAACAGUGACACUUGUCUUUCGCAAAACCUGGCACAGACUACUUUGAAGAUUUCUCUCUCUCUCUUUCUCUCUCUCUCUCUCUCUCUCAUACUCACAUACACACUUGCAAAGCUGUCAGAACAAAGGCAAUAGGCAAGGUCAACACUAUCCUGUAGAUUUGAAAACAGACGGGUACAAAGUCUGUGAUCACUUAAGUGCUGCAAAGCUGAACACGCAUUCAGCGAUUGACCUUGCUCUGUUCAUAUUCUGCACAUUCCAACCUGCAUCAUUCAGGAUGACGCCAGACGGCGUGCUCUACACUACCACCCAUGCAAUUCCUCGCAUACCUAGACACACACACACACACCUUUACCGCACUUGUGCCGUUGUGACACAAAGCUUUUCUCUUUGCAGGCGUUUACAACUCGGCCUGGAAAGCAGAAGCACACACACAUUUCCGCCCUCUGUCCUUUUCUUAGCAUGUAGUGACCAACCCGAUGAGAUGCACUUGUCCCCCCUCCCCCCUUCCUUAAGCCAAACUAUCACCCAUCAGCCUCUCCAUGGUCACCUUCUCUUCUCGCUCUAUUCAUCUCACAUGCAGCCACCCCCCUGCCCCAAUCCUCUAGCUGGUGUUAGCCAAUCCCUAUUGGUGCUCUGUGUGCAUGGGCGGCACAGAUGGGGGAUUGCUACAUUGGACAGGGUGGGCCUCUAUUACUACUACUUAAUAUGCCCUGCCUUUACAUCUUGUCACUUUCUGGAUUUAUGGAGAAAAAGAAAAAAAAAAACAUACACAAAAAAAAAAGACCGCAUGUAAUUAUUUUUUAUGACUGGAUAUUCUGAGCCACCUUACUUUGGUUUUAUUAGAGGUAGGAGCCGUCCGGCUCGCCACUGCCUGUCAGUCGUUUUGCCUCGAUUGUGUAAUGGUUAUAAAGACUGCUUUUUUGUUUGUUUCUUUUUUUUUUUUUUCUCGUCAUUAUUAUAAUUAUGAAUAUUGUGACUAUUGUCAGAGUGUUUCCUCAAGAGGGCACUGUGGAGACGGUCUCAAAAUUCCACCUCAGUUGCCCUUUAAGCGCCUCAAAUCUUGUCUGAGAAGUC
Messenger RNA from Salarias fasciatus (jewelled blenny), 5207 nucleotides. RefSeq names its product argonaute RISC component 1 (gene ago1). The transcript is spliced from 19 exons. The record is from RefSeq and is a predicted model, not a curated record. Gene Ontology annotation, molecular function: RNA binding; protein binding. NCBI's taxonomy places the organism in Eukaryota, Metazoa, Chordata, Actinopteri, Blenniiformes, Blenniidae. Bases 453 to 3029 code for a protein of 858 amino acids.